CCCGAGACAACCGGACAUGGAAUAAAUCCAACAUCGAACAGACUUAAAGUGCUCGAACACGGACACAAACGUCCAUCGGAGAGAGUGAAGAAAAAAGAAUAAUUCGAGCGUUGUACAUACUUCAUGAUGCUGAUUAAACGAACGCUGAUGUGUUGCUUCUACGAAUGAUUCUACGAUGAACCAAUAUCGAGAAGUGAAACGUUUUAAUUGUCACGGAGAGCGCCUUAACCUAUCUUCGUCUGUGUCUAUUUCGAAAAAAUUUUCGGUGUUGCGCGCGAAACAUGAUGUCCAACGGCGUUUGCGACCCAACUAGACGAAUCGACGAUAACUCUAUGGCGAAUAAUGUACAUCACCCGACAUCGUCAGCUUUGGAUUCUCCGCUUAUGAAGUUGUCUUCGUAUAUUCUGGCGAUGCGACCAUGGUCGCUGAACGCAUCCCUAAUGCCAACGCUUCUCGGAUCCGCACUUGCGUAUCAACAGACAGGUCUAGCGAGUUUUAGUUGGAUAUCGCUGGUCGUUAUUGUGCUCACGGUACUUUGUGUACAUGGUGCUGGUAAUGUAGUAAACACCUAUUUUGACUAUGUAAAGGGUGUCGAUAGUCGAAAAAGUGAUGAUAGAAUAUUGGUAGAUCAUUUAUUGUCUAAAGAUGAAUUAGUCUCGUUGGGAGCUUUUUUAUAUACGACAGGCUGCUUGGGAUUUGUCUUACUAGCGGCUAUCUCCCCUGCCAAGAUGGAACAUCUAGCUCUUGUAUACUUUGGAGGUUUAUCCUCUUCUUUUCUCUAUACGGGAGGUAUAGGAUUUAAGUACAUUGCUUUGGGCGAUGUACUAAUUUUAGUCAUAUUUGGUCCAGUCUCAGUUCUGUUCGCGUUCAUGGCGCAAACCGGUUAUGUUGAAUUAGGAACGAUUUAUUAUGCUAUACCGCUCGCGUUAAACACUGAGGCUAUUUUACAUAGCAAUAACACGAGGGAUAUGGACAGCGACAAAAAGGCAGGAAUUGUGACACUAGCGAUUUUGAUAGGUCAUACCGCGUCUCAUGUUUUGUAUGCUUUUCUACUAUUCACACCGUAUAUUAUUCUCAUAGUACUGGCAUUGAGAUACUCGAUAUGUUUUUUAAUGCCAGUAAUCACUCUGCCGAUCGCCUUUGAAAUAGAAAAAGAAUUCCGAAAUCCUGAUAAAAUUCAACAAGUGCCUCAACGAACAGCCAACUUAAACGUAUGUUUAGGUGCUUUAUAUGUUUUCGCUUGUAUGUUUGGAAGCUCGCUUUCUUCUCCAUAAACUAUUUAUAAAGUGUCAUUAAUCCUGUUACUUUUCUGAUUUAAUAAUUUAUUAAUAUUUCAGUAAAAUUUCAAAUUUACAGUUUUGUUCGUUUUACAUUUGUAGAAAUUUUAUUUGUUUUACUUAUUCGUUACAAUUGAUAUAACACUAUCAUUUUAUGAUACUAAUUCAUACUUGUUUAUAAUUAUUUUCUUCAUUUGGAGGAUUGAUGUUAAUAGUGUAAAGUCGGAAUUCAUUAAUGUAAUAUAUCAGCAGCUAAUAAAUUUUGUAAUUUUAUUGCAAAAUCUUUCUAAACCCUUGCAAAUAAUGCAAUGAUUUUCAAAUUAGCACAAGGAAAAAACAAUUAUUAAAAAAAAUGUUUUACCUCAAGUACAAAUCAAUUUAUAGGAUUUUGAACAUGCGUGUGUGUUUGUCACAAAAAUAGAUUUCUGUGACAUUUUUUGAAUAUUAUUUUAUAAUAUAUAUUGUUAUAUAUAUGAUUUUUUGUAAUAUGAUGUACAAAAUUUGCAAAUAUUAGGGCUUUUAAAAAAAAGAAACAGAGGGGAAAUAUUAUUUCGUUUAUAUCUUUUGUCAUUUUUCCAGCAUUUUUUAUUUAGAUCCUUAUAAAUCAAUUAAACUUUUAUCAAAAUCUUUUUAAAUUAAAAUUUUUUUUUAAAUAAAUUCGUGUAUAAAUUCCGUUUUAAUAUAUAUUUAAUAAAUAUUAAAUACACAAAUUCGUAUUUGCGUAUUUUGUUACAUAGGUGCAUAUAUGAGGUAUGUAUACAUAAUUUGUUAAAACUUCAAACUUUUACAUAUGUUUGCAUAUUAUUUAUAUUAUAAUUUAUAUGUGCAUAAUAUAUAUACGUUCAAACAUAUACAUAGUGAUUCGCAUACAGGAGAAAGUCUAUAUUGUAGAAGAUGAUAAUAUUAAUCACAUAUAUUUACACACAUUAUGAGUUAAAUAAUUCAUAUGAACGUGUAUCUCAUUCUCGAUAUCAUACGCAUACUCGGCAUAUAUGAAAAUUGGUGAGAAUAUAUUAAUCCCUCAAACAUUUAUAAGGAUCACAUUAAUCUGUCAAAUAAUAAUUUAUUAGUAGUUUAUAUUGCGCUAGUUCGGUUCAAUCAAUCGAUAUCGAGGAAGGUCUCUUAAUAUCAAUUUCCAAUUUUUCUAUCUUAUUCUUUUAUAAUUUGUAACAUAAGUAAAGUACAAAUUAAGUAAACUGUAUCUGAAAUGAAUUAAAGAGAGUAUAGUUUUAAUACUUUUUUGUUUUCACAAAGUUUAGUGUUUUUUUUUUUUUUUUUUUUUUUUUUUUUUUUUUUUUAA
Molecule: messenger RNA, 2577 nt
Organism: Cataglyphis hispanica
Lineage: Eukaryota; Metazoa; Arthropoda; Insecta; Hymenoptera; Formicidae
Gene: heix
Product: ubiA prenyltransferase domain-containing protein 1 homolog
Exons: 2
Coding region: 282-1274 (330 amino acids)
Biological process (GO): vitamin K biosynthetic process; menaquinone biosynthetic process
Cellular component (GO): Golgi membrane; endoplasmic reticulum
Molecular function (GO): prenyltransferase activity
Source: RefSeq, a predicted model, not a curated record